UGAAGGCAUCCUGGGAUGAGUUUUAUACAGACUGUUCCCUCCGCACUCAGGAGUGUGGAAGCAUCCCAGCUCCAGAGUCGAGCGAACUCAAAAACCAGCCCGACCAGCAGCAAGAGACUCAAAACACAGACGAAAAUGAUGAUGAUGCAGUCGGGCCUGGGUGACGUGACGAAGCAGAGGAUGUUACAGGCGCAAGCCCUAGCUAAUGAAGCCAGAGGAGGCCUGAACCUGGGGAAAAAGAUCAGCGUUCCAAAAGACGUGAUGAUGGAGGAGCUCAACCUUCCCUCUAAUCGCGGCUCUCGCAUGUUUCAGGAGAGACAGAAGAGAGCAGAUAAGUUCACUCUGGAGAAUGUCACCUCUGGACCUCAUUACACCAACGUUCACCUCGAGGCCAGUCCUCCCCAGCAGACAUUGGCGCAGCCGCAGGGAGGAAAAGAAAACCAAGCUGCCUCCAUCCCCGGUAAGCACAGCCUGGUCAUGAACCUUCAGAAGACUGUAGCAAAGAAGGGCAGCCCCGGUGUCCUGGCUCCAGGUUAUUCUGGACCUUUGAAGGAAAUUCCCCAUGAGAAGUUUAAUACAACAGUAAUCCCCAAAUCUUACUGCUCCCCGUGGAGGGAAGCUUUGGGAGGCAACGAGGAGCUUUUGAGUCUCCUAAACACACAGCUGCCACAGCCCCCACAAAGACUACAGCCUGCCAACUACAGGUGUUUUAACAGGUCUCCGAUGCCGUUUGGGGGCUCUAUGGCGAGUAGGAGAGUGAUCCCGGUCAUUAACUUUGAGGCGGUCGAGUCCCAGAACCUUCCCAGCGUCCCUGUGGACCGCAUGUGUCGACGGCCUAACUUCAACAGAGCUCCCAGGGGAUGGGGAGGGAACUACAGCCCGGAAUCAAAUGAAUUAUGAAGACGAGUCGAUAGGCUAUAGACUCAAGCCCCGCCCUCUCUUCAUUCAGAGUUCAUACCUGUUUUUUCCUUGUAGGAGAACAAAUAAGAAUAAUGACAAUACCAAUCUUCUGCACAUUGACUGCAUCUGAGAACUGGACUGAAAGGCCCCUCCCACCUGGCGUUACAAACAGGAAGUACCUGGUGAUUCUGAUAAGCCAAGAUAGACUUCAAUUGAGAAAUAAACAUCUAUUACCCAUGACAUUUCUGUAUCUUCAUGACAUUUUUUUUUAUCGCAAGUUUUUCGUUUUUCAAUUUAGAAAUUGGCCAAUCAUGAUGCAUGAAAGUAUGUGCUUCCUAUUGGCUCCCACCUUGAACUUUUGAAACUGGUUGACACAUUCUUCCGAGUCUGUUUUCGGUUUAAGGGCUUUGGACUUCCAGCAAGCUCACUCCUGAUUGGGGCAAGUGGUUGCCAUAGAAACAGUGACUCAUCCCGACUGGGAUCAGUCAUGUCGGCUGUCUCCAACAUAGUGACAUCCGUGAGAAAAUGGCGGCUGAAUUGACUGAUUGGAGACAGAAGUGAGCCAUUUUCUAUGAGUGAUGUCACACUCGCUCUGUGCAGUUCUCUUAUACAGUCAAUAUUUUAAGGACUGGUCUGUAUUUUUAUCAACACAAACGGACUUAAAUUUACAUCAAAGAGGAAAAAAUGAGGGGUCUGAUGAAAAUAGUUCUCUGUGCAUAAAUGAAUGAUUAAACAAAAGCAACAAUGUAAA
This is a messenger RNA of Oryzias melastigma (Indian medaka), 1651 nucleotides long. RefSeq names its product myozenin-2. Lineage: Eukaryota; Metazoa; Chordata; Actinopteri; Beloniformes; Adrianichthyidae. Gene Ontology annotation, molecular function: FATZ binding; actin binding; telethonin binding. Gene Ontology annotation, cellular component: actin cytoskeleton; Z disc. Bases 16 to 900 code for a protein of 294 amino acids. The record is from RefSeq and is a predicted model, not a curated record. The transcript is spliced from 6 exons.